Thamnophis sirtalis is the source of this 5061-nucleotide messenger RNA. It is a transcript of the gene SLC49A3, whose product is annotated as solute carrier family 49 member 3. NCBI's taxonomy places the organism in Eukaryota, Metazoa, Chordata, Lepidosauria, Squamata, Natricidae. Gene Ontology annotation, biological process: transmembrane transport. The record is from RefSeq and is a predicted model, not a curated record. Gene Ontology annotation, molecular function: transmembrane transporter activity. Gene Ontology annotation, cellular component: membrane.
CCCGCGGGCACUCGCCGCAAAAGCAGCGGGGGCGAAGGGAACUUCGCUCGGCGGGGAGGAAACCGGCUUUUCAGGCCCUGCUAGCGCGGAUGUGGCAAUUUCCCCCUCCCCCUUUUUUUUUCUUUUUGCCGACUCGACUGUUGCAGGCAACCCCGCAUGGGAGACGGUGAUGAGGAUGGCUCAGAAGGUCUCGAGCAGCGCGGCGGAAACUUUCCCCUGAGCAGCCUCGGGACGGCGGAGGGAAGGACGGUGCCAAGAAGGACGGCGCUCCGAUGGACGACGGCCUCUCCAUCAACUAUGAGCCCCAGCCUUCCUCGGGGCAAGUCUUUAAGGUUUACAAGCGGCGCUGGUUUAUCCUGACGGCCGUCUGCGUGGUGAAUUGCUCCAAUGCGAUGCUAUGGUUGACCUUUGCUCCAGUGGCUGACAUAACAGCUGAACGAUUCCAUACCUCACUGGAUAUGGUCAAUUGGCUCUCCAUUGUGUACUUUGUGGUAUCGGUUCCUGUGGGGCUUCUAGCAAUAUGGAUUCUGGACACCAUUGGACUCAGAUGUGCUGUGCUACUCUGCGCCUGGCUCAAUAUGGUGGGCAGCAUCAUUCGUGUUUUCAGUGUUAUUGAUAGCCUGAGCUUAGGCUCCUUAAACUACGUCUACCUUCUUAUAGGACAGUGCCUCUGUGCUGGGGCCCAGCCACUCAUCAUCUUUGCACCAACCAAGCUAGCAGCCCUAUGGUUCCCUGAAGACCAACGAGCCACAGCCAAUAUGAUUGCCUCUAUGUCCAAUCCAUUGGGCAUGCUUAUAGUUAACCUAUUGUCACCGACAAUUGCUCCAGAAGCGAAAGAUAUCCCUUUACUGAUUGGGGUGUCUGCAGCGCCUGCCAUCCUUGGCUGCCUCAUGUCCACCCUCGGUGUUUGCAGUAGUAUUCCCCCAACUCCACCGUCAGCAAGUGCCGAUCACUUAAAUUCACCAACUUUCUGUGAAGGUUUGAAAAUGCUCAUCCGAAAUAAGCCUUACCUCAUCCUGGCUCUCUGCUUUGCCACGGGGAUAGCACUGUUCACAUGUCUCAGUGCUGUGUUGGAACAGAUCCUGUGCGUCAAUGGAUAUUCCGAUUUUUUUGCAGGUUUGACCGGAGCCUUGUUCAUUAUAUUUGGGCUCAUUGGUGCCUUUUUCCUUGGACUAUAUGUAGAUAGGACAAAGAAGUUUACAGAAACUACCAAAAUCAGUUUUGUUCUAUCUUCUUUGACUUGCAUUGGAUUUGCAGUGGUAUCUCAGAUGAGAGAACAAACAUACGCUGUGGCCAUAUUCAGCAGUCUUUUUGGGCUUUUUGGAUUUUCUAUCUAUCCCAUCGCGAUGGAACUAAACGUUGAAUGCUCUUAUCCUGUAGGAGAAGGAACAUCAUCUGGGAUCAUUUUUGUGAUCAGCCAGAUCCUAGGAGUUCUCUUCAUACUACUCUUCCAGAAUUUGGCUGUGGAAAAAAAGAAUGCCCCUUUCUCUACCUGUGCUCCAUCCCUAGGUCCACCAAUGGAUUGGUCAAAUGCAACACUAGUGAUGGCUGGAAUCAGCACUAUGGUAUCCUGUCUCUUUGUCAUUACAUUUCACACUAAUUACAAGAGGAUCUCUGCAGAAACAUCUCAAAGCUCUUCCACCAGCAAAACAGAAGAUGAGGAUCUUGUAGUAACAGCAUGAGAUGGAAUAUUUCUAAAUCAACUCUGGACUAAGCCAUAUGCCUUAAAAUCAGUUGACAUCUCAGACACCUCAAGUGCCAUAAACUCAAUAAAUUAUAACUUUGUGAUAAUUGACUGUAAAACAUUGGUUCUUUUUAUUCCUUCUGAUAGUUGAAUGACAUGGAAGCAUUUCAAAGAGCCCCAUCUUCUUCCAAAAGGAAGACAUCAGUAUGAUUAAGGAAACCUCGAGGGAGGGAGGAAGGUUGGUCAGGAUGUAAAUGCUAAGCUGUUGCAUUGUCUUAAUGGAGAACAAACGGACAAUAUUGGGAGCAGGGAGAGAAAAGGAAAAUAGAUAUUCAUAAAUAUUCGUAGAGGAGAGAAGACUGAACUAUGCUCUGUGCUAAUAGGCAGCUUCAUUCGUUGCCAUUAUUGGAGACACUUUUUCAGAUUUUCACUUAAAUAGAACUUAAUCUUAGGCAAUGGUGCUAAAUUGCAGCAAAGUUCUGGGUAAUCACUCCUUUUCUUCCUAGAAAGCUGUGUAGAGGUUUGGGUUCACUCUGGAGAGUAUAGAAUUUGUUUGGCUCCACUUUGCACUAUACCAAAGUUUAUGGUUUAGUAUGAUUUAUGUACUUGGCUAAUUGUUGCAAAGGAAGCAGAUGCUUGAAGCAGCAAAAUAUUUCAGGUCUUCCACCACACCUCGUGUCCAGGAUGGUUCAAUGGGAGCAUCUACGUGCAACUGAUAUACUUGUUAUGAAGGGCAGAAUUUGGCUGUGAGGCUGGGUAUGUACUGUUUGAGAAAUACCAUCCCAACCAUGGAACUAAUAAUCUUAUGAAAACUUCAUGGAUUGCAGAAGAACCAUCAACACAUCUAGCUAUGGGAUAUUAUUUGAUGGGACAGUGGAAGGGAACAAAACGGAAGAGCUCUGAACAAGUAGCCCUAUGCCGCUCAUUAUUUGUUACAGAUCAUUUGUUACAGAACUUACUUGAAGUGUUUUGAAUUAUAAAUGGAGUUCAAGAGUUCUGUUUAAUUAAACCAAGUAGAACAUGGGGGAGGCCAAUGUAUAAUAUCUCCUAUGAACAUAAUCUUAUGGAUAGGCUUUAGAAGAGUACAUGCAUUUAUUUGCUCAUGAUUGUCUUUUACCUAUUUUGACCAAUUAGAUGAAGGGUGCUUAUGUCUGUUCCUGCGGCAUAAAAACACAAUGGACAAGCAUAACUAGGUACAACAGAAAUGUAACUGUUAUAUUUGUAACAGAAAAUUCUAGGCAUAUCCAGUAGUCACAAUGUACUUGAUACAGAAUACUUUAAAUCAAUGCAAAAUAUACAAUCAAAAUGCAACCAAACAUAAAUACAUAGCAAAAAUAUAUACAGAUCUCUCUUAAGGUUAUACCCUGAAGACAAACAUAUUUAAAUAUCGAAAUGAAAAAAAAAGCAUAACCUUAUAAAUAAUGUUUACAGUCAUUGCAUUUCAGGAUUGCUACUUCAAAGACAAGAAAAGGAGUUUGCAAGGCAGAUUAAGUAGAAAACUAGGCACACCACAAAACUAAUACAGAAGAAACAAGUAAACAAGUUGAUGUGCAUUGCUAGCUUCUGUUUAAGCACACUGUGGGGACACUCUCCUAAUUAUUAGAAUUUCACUAUUGUUUGGGAGCAAGUUGUUAAGCGCAUAUAUUGCAAAAAGCAAGCACGGCACGCUACUCCUUUGGCCACACAUAAUUUGUAUAUUAGAAGUAGGCCUUUGCCACAAAAUCUUGCUCAGCUUAAUGAAUAAAGUUCAAUGCAUUAACCUCAUAGUUUUCAAAGGCAGGCCCCCUUCUGUGCCAUCUUUUAGACAAUGAAUACCUAAAUGUUUCACACUGCCACUCUGUGGGAUCAAGUGACUGAGUCACUAAUCCAAUGCUGAUGUCAGCAAAGGCCUAUCACAACCUCUCUUCUAAAGCAAGGCAGCUCAGGGGGAAGUGGGAUGGAGGGGGAAAAAUUGAGGAGGUUCAAAUUUCACAGCAAUUUCAAUGGGUGCCAAGUCCAACUGGCGCCAUGAGAAAGUGUGUUUGACGGACUGCUGCAAAACUUAAAAUCUUUCUCUAAAACUUUCUUGGCCUCCCAUUUUGAAUGAGGGUAAGCGCACUCCAUCCACCUGAGGAUCUCUCUGUGUGUCAACCGCAGGGGCAUACCCAGUUAGAAAAUAUUUUAUGCUUCAGUUGAAGUUGAGAAUAGCACAGCAGUGAUCAGUUGUGUAUUAGGUAUAUUCAAAGGCAUCCCCUCUGAUCCAAUUCUUUUAAAAUGGCAAUCAUAUCCCCUGAACUACUUUAUUAGUCGUCAUCUUUUUCGGAACUGGCUUACCAGUAAUUCCUUUUCAAAGUCAUUGAACCCUACUUGACCGAGGAGGACGGUAGAGAUCUCCAGGAGGAAACUAUCAGCUUGUCUGUUCCGAAAAGUCUUUUGAGUCAAGAUAGUUAAACUGCGGUACAAAAUAUAUAACUGAAUCUUCAGGCAACAUGGAAAAUAGAGGCUUACUUGGUUACCGAUUAUAGCAAUCAAAGUGAAUUUUUUUUAAAGCUAAGUAAAUAUAUAAUUCAGUUUAGAAAAAACUGAAUGAUGCAAAAGCAAAGCCAUGGAAAGACUCCUUUUUGCCUGUUUGAUCAGGAAAAUAAUCUUUCCAAGUGAUUUCUGGCUGGGGAAUUCUGGGAGUUGAAGUCUACAAGUCUUAGAGUUGCCAUAUUUGGAGACCCCUGGAUUAAACCAUCUGAGCUUGCUACAAUUAACCCAUACAAUUUUCUUAAUUUUCUUGGAAACCUUUUUCUUGGAUCAAAGAUUGAGAAAUAUAAAUGCUUAAAGGUCCCAUCCCCCCUAAAAUAUCAGUGUAAGAUGGUCCUUUGUUCUGAAAAACUUUACAGACACUUUUGGGAGUAUAUAAAACCCUAACCCUAAAACAGGCUUAUAGUUUCUUUAUUUUGGUCACUGACCAGCAAAACAGUUUUGAAAAUAGGAUUAUAGCUAUCCUGUUGCAAUAAUAAUCCAAGCUAUCUACAAUAAAAUUAACUAAAUUUUCAAUUGCUACCAAGUGAUUUACAUUGCACAGUUUGUUCUGUAUAAGAUGUUGUGACAAAAGAAACAAAAGUGACAUCGAUUUUUUUUCUUACCUAGAAUUUUAGCAAGUAAUUUUUCUUUUGCCUUUAUAUAAUAGAAGUCAAUGCAUUUUAGAUACCUUUUAUGUUAAUUACAAAAUAGUGAACAGCAUUGUUUUUGUGUCUUCUUUACAUUUUUGCUUUGGUGCAGAACAAGUUAGGAUUCUCACUCAUUUCUUGAACAAAUAUUUAUUUAAGCCUGCCAGUUUGGCUUAUAAAAAUUUACACAUCUGAUAUUCUUGCAUCAAGCUUGUUCCUUACUUCUACAGAUAAAGGCAG